Globicephala melas (long-finned pilot whale) is the source of this 9062-nucleotide messenger RNA. RefSeq names its product biphenyl hydrolase like (gene BPHL). The record is from RefSeq and is a predicted model, not a curated record. Lineage: Eukaryota; Metazoa; Chordata; Mammalia; Artiodactyla; Delphinidae. Gene Ontology annotation, molecular function: serine hydrolase activity.
CAUGCGCGCUUCCGGCGCGAGCGCGACCAGUGACCAUGGUGGCGGCGGCGGCGCAGGCCCUCUCGGGCGCGCGGCGGCUGCGGCUCUUCCUCUCCACGCUGAAGCCCGGGGUCCACGUUCCCCAGGCUGAGCCCGUGGCUGCGUUCAGCUCCUCUGUGACCUCCGCCAAAGUGGCUGUGAACGGCGUCCACCUGCACUACCUGCGGACUGGAGGUGGAGAGCACGCGGUCCUGCUGCUCCCAGGAAUGUUGGGAAGUGGAGAGACUGAUUUUGGACCUCAGAUUGAGAACCUGAAUAAGAAGCUCUUCACGGUGGUUGCCUGGGAUCCCCGAGGGUACGGACAUUCCAGACCCCCAGAUCGAGAUUACCCAGUAGAAUUUUUUGAAAGGGAUGCAAAAGAUGCUGUUGAUUUGAUGAAGAUGCUGAAGUUUAAGAAGGUCUCUUUGCUGGGGUGGAGUGAUGGUGGGAUAACAGCCCUCAUUGCAGCUGCAAGAUACCCGUCCUACAUCAACAAGAUGGUGAUCUGGGGGGCCAACGCCUACGUGACCGACCAGGACGAGGAGAUUUAUCGGGGUAUCCGAGACGUGUCUAAAUGGAGUGAGAGAACAAGAGAGCCUCUGGAAGCCCUCUAUGGGUUCGACUACUUGGCCAGAACCUGUGAAAAGUGGGUGGAUGGCAUAAAGCAGUUUAAGCAUCUUCCAGAUGGUAACAUCUGUCGGCACCUGCUGCCCCUGGUUCAGUGCCCCACCCUAAUCGUGCACGGUGAGAAGGACCCUCUGGUCCCGAGCUUCCAUGCCGACUUCAUACACAAACACGUGAAGGGGUCACGCCUUAAAUAUGUACACAUCAGAGGAGAACCUGUUAUUCAGAAUCACAAAACAGCAGCGUCUGCCAAGCCAGCUGUGUUGGUGGCCCAUUCGAUUAAAUGGCAGAGACACAUUCCUUGUCUGUGUAGCCCCGUUUCUGCCAGCCAGCCUGGGGACGCCAGAGAACCUAAUAAGACAUGUCAGCAGAAAUUCUGUUCUUCAAUCCCAUUUGUUUUUAUAUGGAACAGAGAUUUAUAAUUUAAAUACUUUGGCUGACACGGGAGCCAGCUUCUGCUGGUGCUUAUAUCAAGAUGAAAAUUCCACGUUGAGCAAGCUCAGAAUUUCCUUGAUAUGCAGUGAUGCACAUCCUGAAGGAGAAAAUGGGAUGUGACCAGGAGCUGGUGGGCUGGCUUUGUUUUUUUUAAGCAAACCUACUGGAAAGUAAACACCCAAGUGAGCCUUGAUCCCUUCAGAGACUGUAUAUGAAUUCCAGAGCUGCUGUCAUUAGUCAGGACGUCUUUGGAAUUGUACAGAAUUCUUUGGAAAUUGGCGUUGUUAGUGACCUAAGAACACCCUCCCACCCCCCCGCCCCCGCCCUGACCCUCCAUGAGCCGAUUCCGAUGCCCUGCAGGCCAGCCCUGCCUGGUAGGUCAGCAGUGGUCCCUGAGCUGAGAGUCCCCACGGUCCAGCAGGGAGAGUAGAAACAGCUCCUCUACCUCCUAAUCAUACUAGUUAUUCCGUGAUCGAUUUUAACAAAUGUCUCAGAGAAUUUUUAAAUGUGGGAGACACGCUUCUUAUUCUGCAGUAAAACAGCAUUCCUACAAUUCCUGUCUAAUUCCUGUGUCCAAAGAGCAUUUUAUAUUUAAAAGGCAUUUCACAUAUGAUUACAUACUUCACAACAACCUUAUGGGAAAAGAUUUUGUCCCAAUUUACAGAUGAGAAAAUCAAGGCUGAGACGUGUUAAGUAAUCUUCCAAGGUUGCAUGGCUAGUAAACGACAAAUCCUGGGGUUUUUUCCUCCUAAUACAGUGCGUUCCCCCACAGCACAGCUGCCUCUCAUAAACAUACUCUUAUUUUAAUAUGAUGGUAAGAUGCCUGUGUUAUAUGCUUGCUGACCUGGUUAAUUGUCUUCUAACUUCAGAAAUGACAGGUUUUUGCACAGUGAGUCUCAUGAUAAAUGCAGUGUGUCCCUUAGAGAGCCAGAUUCAGUAAAAGUCUGCAGGAAAGUUUAAUUUAGGAAUUCUGCUCCAGACCCAUCUCCUAGCAACAGGAUACAUCAAUAUGGGAGAAGAAUAUUCCCUUGCCAUUCAGAUGUUAAUGGUUUUAGUACACUCUCUUAUGGAAGGUCAUUUUCUUAGAGCAGGAUUCUUUGGAAAAAAUGAGUUGAGAGUAAAGUGUUACACUUGCUCCCUUCCUCUGCCAGAAGAGCCCUUUAUGUUGGGCGUGAACCUAAAACACGGUGGUUAAUUCUGGACCCACAAAAAGAGGGUCGAUUCCUUGAGCACCAAGGUCGCCCUCCGACUGUGCACAGGCCUCUCACCUCAGGGGGGCAACUCCGAGUGCAGGUGCUUCCGACGAACUUGGGGUUUCAUUUCCCUGCCAGGUACAUUUAUGAUUAAAGAAUUAAAGGCACAAGUGUGUCGCUCAAAGAUUGUACUACAAAUAGAUAAUCAGGUGUGAAACGAAUGCCUUUCUCUCCUGGAAGGGGGCCGAGCGCAGGGUGGGUGCUCAGCAGGCCCACUUCCUGCCUGUGACAAUUGUCUCUCUCUGUUCUUUUUGCUGGAGAAGAACCGCAGCAUCUCCUGGAGACAGAGACCUCAGAGAUCACUCAAGUUCAGUGAUCUUAGAUUUUGUUUUUAGGCAGUUGAGCCCUUCCUCCUAACAAACUCUUCUGCAGAAGUCCCAGAUACAAAGCAUAAGAUAGUGGUCGCUGUGAUUUUCCCCCGCUCGGCCAGCCUUCCCUCCUAGAUCGCACAGCACUGACACCGCCGCCUGCCUGUCUAGCCAGCCUCUGCUUGAGCGCCUCCAGUUGCCGAGCACGCCUGGUCCUCGGGGCCACCCAGCUUGCUGUCACAGUUGGCGCCGAGCAGAGCCUGCGCCCUUCGGACCCUUCGGGGCUGGCGUGGACGGGCCCCUGGAAGCAGAAGGGCUGAUCUGGCUCAGGAGAGGGUGGGGCUUCACGGAGGGUGUGACCACCGCGCUGCAGUGGAGACACGGGGUGCUCGCCGUGCGUGGUCGUCAGCUCCGGCUGCUGUGACAAAGACCGCACACUGGGCGGCUGAAACUACGGACAUUGAGGCCCUCACAGUCUAGAGGCUGGACGUCCAAGAUCAGGGUGGCAAGGGGUUGGUCUGUCCUGAGGCCUUUCUCCUUGGUGUGCAGGUGCCACGUUCUCCCUGUGUCCUCACACGGUCGUCGCUCUGUGUGGGCAUCUGUGUCCUGAUCUCUUCUCAUAAGGACACCCAUCAGAUUAGAUUAGGGCCCACCUGUGUGACCUCACUUUAACAUAAUACCUCUUUAAAGACCUGAUAUCCAAGCACGGUCACACUGAGGUACUGGGGUUAGGACUUCAACAUGCGAAUUGGGAGGCGCGGCUCAGCCCACAACAGUACGUUUCUGAGGAGGUUCUCAGAUCUCAGAAAUUGGGGGCCCAAGCAGAGAUCAGGAUCUGGGUUCAGACCCGGCUACGCGUGACCAGCCCCUUGCCCCUUCCCUGCCUGGCCAGGGCCACCCAGCCUCCGGGCACAGCUUGGCUGUCUCUUUCUGCUCCUCCACUUACUCACUGUUCUGAGGCCACGCGGCCCCUUACUGGCACCUUACUAGCAGCAGCGAGCAGGCCAUCCUCUGUCCCGGACGCGGUCUAGUUCGGCCUCAAAGCACUUGGUACACGGUGAAAGGAAGAAUGCGAGCAUUGCACGGCCACAUCUGUGGGUGGCAGGGGUCCCUGAGUGGUGACUCAGGCCCGGAAAGUGUGUUGUGGAGUCCACCUGCAGGUUCUGGGGCCAGAGAACAGACCCGGAAGGAAGGACGAGGGCCGGAGUCCACGUGUGCAGAGAGGUGGGGCCUUGGGCUCUGUGUGGGCCAGAGGGGAGGGGUGGGAAACGGAGUCGCGCCUGGAGACCAGAGUCAGGGUUUGGGGGCCCUGAGCAGCAUUCGCAGCCGCGGUGGCUACAGCACAGCAGGGGCUCAGAUGGACCGUGGGGCGGGGGGGGCGGUGCUGGUGAUGGAUCGUGCCCGUAAGCAGGUGGACGUGUUUCUGUACCUCUUUCCUGUGUGUCACAUGGGGAUGGUGAUGCCUGUCAUCUCAGAUAACUUUCUGAGGAAUGAAUGGGGAUGUAUGUGCACGUUCAGACGAAUAAGAAUUCGGCACACGGUAGCUGCCUUCAUGGAUGGAAUGCUGGUGUGGGUGUAGGUGGUCUGGGGCCCAGGAGACAGCAGGGUAGAGCUCGAUGGGCAGUCAGGCACAUUGCCCUCGGUCAGCUGUACCUGUGCACACACACGUAUUUAUAUAUCGUAUACAUGUGUGGACAUGUAAUAUAUCUAUAGUGAGAGAGGAUUGAUUUACUAUGGGAGUAAGGCAUUGGCUUCUGCAGCUACAGAGGCUGAGAAGUCCAAGAUCUGCAGUCAGCAGCUGGAGGCCCAGGAGAGCUCAUGCUGUGGUUCAGUCUGACUCUGAAGACCAAAGAACCAGAAAGAGCUGAUGUUGCAGUGCGAGUCUGAAGGCAGGAAAAAGCCAGUGCCCCAGUUUGAAGACAGGCAGGAGGAGUUCCUCUUGCUCAGGAGAGGGCCAGCCGUUUGUGCUAUUCGGGCCGUCAACUGAUUGGAUGAGGCCCACCCACGUGGGGAGGGCAGUCUGCUGUGCUCAGUCUGCUGAUUCAGAUGUGACUCUCAUCCUGAAACACCCUCACACACACACCCAGAAUCAUGUCUGACCAAAGGCACCUGUGGCUCAGCCAAGUUGACACGUAAACCCAGCCCUGGCGGAGGGCAGCUGGCAGGAGCUGUCCUCAGAGGUCUUGGCCUGGCGGUGGGAGCGCUAAGGGUGCCUGGGUUCCCCAGGUCGUGGGUCAGGUGCUGGCCUCUGUCUGAUCACAGGAGGGAGGAGGGGCCUCGCUCUGCAGCUUCCUGGCCUUGUCCAGUCUGCCCAGCGGUGGGAAGAUGGCCCCAGACCUCCAAGGUGAGCAGGGGGGUGGCGUGCCCCUGCGGGCGCGAAGUAAAACGGUCUUGUGCUGGCAGCAGGUUCGUUCCGGUUCCGUGGAGAGGGGGUCCGGCAGACACCGAAGGAAGGGGGACGCACCCCCCUCAGCUGCCCGGAUGACCCUUCCCACCCCCUCCUCAGCUGCUGUUUCUAGUUCCUCCUCUCUGACUGCAGGCAGCUCAAGAACCGCUUUAGGGCCAGGUUCCAGGAUUAACUCCAAACAGGACCAGCCUCAUCCUUACAAAGCCGGGUCCUGGUGUCUCACAGUGGGGGGAAGGGAGGGGCUCAUCCUUUCUAGACAAAUCUCACCCAUGACAUUUUCUAAAAUCGUUUUUUUAACACCUUUAUUGGAGUAUAAUUGCUUUACAAUGGUGUGUUAGUUUCUGCUGUAUAACAAAGUGAAUCAGCUAUACAUACACGUAUAUCCCCAUAUCCCCUCCCUCUUGCGUCUCCCUCUCACCCUCCCUAUUCCACCCCUCUAGGUGGUCACAGAGCACCAAGCUGAUCUCCCUGUGCUAUGCGGCUGCUUCCCACUAGCUAUCUGUUUUACAUUUGAUAGUGUAAAUAUGUCCAUGCCACUCUCUCACUUCGUCCCAGCUUUCCUUUCCCCCUGCUGUGUCCUCAAGUUCGUUCUCUACGUUUGCAUCUUUAUUCCUGUCCUGCCCCUAGGUUCAUGAGAACCAUUUUUAUUUUAGAUUCCAUAUAUAUGCGUUAGCAUACGGUAUUUGUUUUUCUCUUUCUGACUGACUUCACUCUGUAUGACAGACUCUAGGUCCAUCCACCUCACUACAAAUAACUCAAUUUUGUUUCUCUUUAUGGCUGAGUAAUAUUCCAUUGUGUAUAUGUGCCACAUCUUCUUUAUCCACUCAUCUGUCGAUGGACACUUAGGUUGCUUCCAUGUCCUGGCUAUUGUAAAUAGAGCUGCAAUGAACAUUGUGGUACAUGACUCUUUUUGAAUUACGGUUUUCUCAGGGUCUAUGCCCAGUAGUGGGAUUGCUGGGUCGUAUGGUAGUUCUAUUUUUAGCUUUUUAAGGAACCUCCAUACUGUUCUCCAUAGUGGCUGUAUCAAUUUACAUUCCCACCAACAGUGCAAGAGGGCUCCCUUUUCUCCACACCCUCUCCAGCAUUUAUUGUUUGUAGAUUUUUUGAUGAUAGCCAUUCUGACUGGUGUGAGGUGAUACCUCAUUGUAGUUUGAUUUGCAUUUCUCUAAUGAUCAGUGAUGUUGAGCAUCCUUUCAUGUGUUUGUUGGCCAUCUGUAUAUCUUCUUUGGAGAAAUGUCUGUUUAGGUCUUCUGCCCAUUUUUGGAUUGGAUGGUUUGUUUUUUGAUAUUGAGCUGUAUGAGCUGCUUGUAUAUUUUGGAGAUUAAUCCUUUGUCAGUUGCUUCGUUUGCAAAUAUUUUCUCCCAUUCUGAGAGUUGUCUUUUCGUCUUGUUUAUGGUUUCCUUUGCUCUGCAAAAGCUUUUAAGUUUCAUUAGGUCCCAUUUAUUUCCAUUUCUCUAGGAGGUGGUUCAAAAAGGAUCUUGCUGUGAUUUAUGCCAUAGAGUGUCCUACCUACGUUUUCCUCUAAGAGUUUUAUAGUGUCUGGCCUUACAUUUAGGUCUAAAAUCUCUUUAAGGUAAGAAUUUUCCAAUUGCGGUCGAUUGUGGUCGCCAGCAAACGUAAAUAAAUUGUCUCCAAGUUGGAACAUUUUGUUGAUACGCUGUACAUAACUGGAACCUUCAUAACGACUUUCUUACAUUGUGAAGCACAAUACAGAUAGAAUAAUGGACGAAUAGCAAACGUGUAUUAAGUGUCUACUGUGCGCCCAGAGAUAAUUUCAUCUUCAGAAUAACCCUCUGGGGUGGACACUGUUACUGUCCCCACUUUCCAGGUGAGCAGCUGCGGUUCAGGGAGAUGCUGUCGCUUGCUGGUAAAGAGCCUACGUUGGUCAGACUGGGUUGUCUUGCCCCCAUAAUAGCCAGCGCCUUCAGCCUGUUUCUCCUUCGCCCACUCGCAUGUAGGGAGCAUCGUCCAAGGACUGUCCAGGAGAGGUGGAGGGAGACUAGAGGGACUUGAAUUCCUCAAAAGGUCUAGAGUCACAUUUCUUUUUCUAAAGGUGCUAAAUGCAGUGAGGAACCUGCCCCAGCAAAUAGGAUCUAGCACCUACCCCCGAGGGGCCCGUCCUCUCCAGCUGAGCCGUGUGUCUGGCAGUGGGGAAUUUCCUACUCGUUUUCCUGGAAAGUGUGGUUGUUUGAACACCACUCUCCAGGAGCGCGUGAUUUGAUCCUUUGUUAAGUGGGUGAGAGUCUGGGUCAGCAGCAGUGGCCACGCUGCCUUGGCAGCCCCGUAUUUACACCCGUCCGGGGCAGUGCUGCCCCAAGAGGAGCACAUGUCAGGGAUAGUGACCUCUGUAUCAGACCUCAGGGAAGGCUGUGUUGAGGACCCCGAAAUGACCCCAACAGCUAUCAAGGAGCAGAGCUGUCUUAUUCAUACCCUCAUUUAUCCAUCUGUCUGUCCGUCCCUCUGUCUGCCCAUCCUCAGUCCAGUGCAGUUCUGAAUGUAGAUGCCUCGGAGCAGGGCUCCCCUAUUUUUAACGAGGGGCCCAGUUGUUAUUUCCCGAGACUGAGAUUACUACUGGGAGAACACAGACAGCACUGAGGCUAAAAGACGGGAUCGCAGCUGCUGUCUCUCCUUCCUUCUUGGGCGUCUGAACAAAUAAUGGGAGUGGGUUGGCUCCCCACACAGGAGGACUUGCAGGUUUGGCAGGGUGGGUCUCUGUUUCAGAGUCCAGCUUGGUCCACGUUGGAAGGUGCAGGGUAUCCCAGACAUGCCCUUCUGUGACUGCCAGCAUCCUCGGCAGUUGGUUCUUUUCUGUCUCCUGAGAACAGAGGCCGUGACUGUCCCUGUGAGCCCCGUCCCUCUGGAGGGCAGCUGGUCCCUUCUCUGGGGUGGUGCAGCUCAUACUUCUUUUCUGAAUAGCAUUAACGUUGACUUGGAAAUGCCCUGGUUAUUGUUAAUGGCGUUAUUAACCUUCCCCAGGGCCUCAGAAAGAUGCCAGCAACAGAUCCUUCUUUCAAGCCAGUGAUCUUGAUAGUCUGGGUUCCCUCACACCCCCGCAGUCCCCGUGUGGUUGUUUGCAGGAGGCCCAGCAUCGCACAGGGACAGCUCUGUUCCAAGCUCCCUCUUGCCAUGCGUCCUCCCUCAUGUUCACUGAGGUCCCUAGAGCUCUCAGUUCCCCACCCCGUGGAAAGCACAGAGAAGCAGGAAAUGCAGUAACGGGCAGUUUGCCCCAGUGUAGUCCUUUUAACGUCUAACUAUUGUGGACAGAACAAGUCAGACUUGUGCUUAUAUCCUAGAACCUUUAAUUUGUUUAAAACUUAUUGUCUGCACUUUUAUAGCCAAUAAAUAGAAUGUGUAACUCAGAAGUCUGCCUUUAUUAAAGAAACUGCAGACCAGCCACAUUUGACCAAAGCCCUGUUGAAAGGAAGAAGCCUCCCGAGGAUGGUGAGGUGUCUUGACAGCUGCACAACCAAGGGCGGGUGGCUAAUGCAGGUUCCUGCUACCCUCACAAGCUUCAGGAACAUUUACUUACCCUUCGUCUGGUGGCUUGUGUGCAGACCUGCUCAAUCCUCCAAAAUGACGGGGUGAUUUGGAACCUUGAACAACAGGCCUACGGGGGCUGUGAAUUCUGGUUUGGGUUUUCCCACUACAUAGAUAUUCCAAGAGGUUCCAAUCCAGUGGAUUCUGCACACUUCCUCUUUUUAUCAUCUUUCCAACCCUCUCUCUCAAAACCAAUGUUAUUAAAAAGAUUUUUUUUCUUAGGUAACCACCAAUUACAUCUCCCACUCUGUCAGGUUUGCAGUCAAACUAUUUCUUACCUGAUUCAAUUCCAAGCACAGUGUGUGUGCUCUGUCACUGUUAUGUCUCUCUUCUGGGACCAUUCAUAAGAUGUACCUUACACUUUCUUCCUAAUAGAGGUGAUGGAAAAAAAACCAGGGCAGUUUCUCACUUGAGGUUUUCAGGAAACAAUAGGGAGGGUAACAGGUUUUUAGGUGAUGUGCCGCUAACCAUAAUCUUUUU